Molecule: messenger RNA, 2395 nt
Organism: Scaptodrosophila lebanonensis
Lineage: Eukaryota; Metazoa; Arthropoda; Insecta; Diptera; Drosophilidae
Exons: 2
Coding region: 74-2365 (763 amino acids)
Source: RefSeq, a predicted model, not a curated record
AAAAGUUCUAUUUAUAAUUGGAAUAAUUCGCGUUCUUUUGGUUCAUCAAAAUUGAAUUUGUUUGCUAUUGAAGAUGGCGUAUAACGAGUGUGAAGUGCAGAAGCAGCUGAUGCGCAUCAAUCGCAUUAUUCUGCAGCGGGCUGGGGAUCUUGGUGUUAUUCGCAGCAGAUAUGUGCCCCGUUGGUAUCGCGGUCUCUCCGAUUACCAGGUGAGUGCGGCUAAUGCGCUAAGCGCCGCACUGCGCGAUGAUAUAGAGCAGCGCACCCUGUACCGUGUCACGCGUGUCAUUGUGCGCAUGGGCCUGAAUCCAAAGCCAACUAAGCCCAAUUUGAGGUUGGUAAUGCGCAUGAGUCGCGGCAACGAUAUUGCCUUCCUCUGGUUCCUCAUGGAGGUAUGCUACAAGACAAAGCUGCAUGGACGGGCCUACAGCGCCAAUGAGCAGAUCAUCAUGUCGAGCAUCUUUCGCCUGGACUUGCAUCCAACACUGCGUGAGUUGGAUCGCGUUCUUCCUUUGCCGCAUGCCUCAGCCAGGGAACGGGCCAAGCAAUCAAAAGCCAAGACCGCUGCGAAGGAGAAGAGAAUCGCGGAGCAGAUCGAACGCAAGCGUCGGGCAGCUGCUAAUUCAAAGAUCUCCUUGCCGUAUUUCGAGGAGCUCAGAGAACCUCAGGUCCACUCCAGCCGUCUAACGGCAAACUAUCCUACACGGCCGGCCUUGAUUAAGAUCUUUAAUGUGGAAAAGGACAACCCAGGGCUAUGGUCACGUUGGUUCGGCAGCUUCGAUGUGAACGAGAGCCAUUGCGUGACUAAGCCUUUGCUAUACAAGGAAAUCAAACGCAUAAUCACAUCAUUCACCGCGGCGAGGCUUCAUGCCGACGACGUAGAGUCUAUGUGUGCGACCCACAAGAAGAUUGGCGAAGUAGAAGAGUCCCUGAAACGCAAUCUGGAAGCCAUCAAGGUGAUGGAACGUCAGAAGUGGGCGGAUUUGACGACGGAAGCACAGAAACGUCGACGCAAGCGUGUGUUAGAGGACUUGGAGAAUAUGACGGCCAAAUUUGAAAAGCAGUUUCAUAAUCUGGCGAUCAAGACACGCAUGUCAACGACAUGCAAACAACUCUACGUUGGCUGCAAAGGCCUGCAUCCUGAACUGGACGCAUGUCGAAAGCCGGACUUCGUAUUCGUCAACGAAUCUUUUGCAACCGAAGAGCCGGAUAGGCGAUUGUGUGGUGGCAGCGAUUUGUCCAGGCCCACCUGUUUGGAAUGGGAUAUGGGGUCGUGCGCAGCGCGCCAACUGGACGGAAGCAAAAGUUCUACAGUUAAGCUGCUCCAGGGGCAGCAACCUGUGAUGAAGUCAGUCAGCUGUAACGAGGAAGCCCGGUCCCGCAUGUUUUGCGAUAUGUACGAUCCUAACAAGGAGCUUCCCAAGCUACACGGCCAGCGCAAGCUCAGCGUCGAGCACUUUCUGCGGCUGCGUCACAUAGAGACGCAACGGAAAUCGGCAACCAAUAGCGAUACCAAUAAGUAUUUUGAGCUAGGAUCGAGCACCCAUGACUAUAAAUUCAAUUAUCGCAAACUCUUCGAUACGGACAAGCUGCGCAAAGACAAUGACGAGCUGUUGCGUCUAAAGCUCUCCUUUAUUGAAGCCAUUGACAGUGAUGUCGAGUUUCUCAAUAAGGCGUUCAGUGGCGGUGGGGAUAAAGCGAUCGAUGCAGCUGUAGAUCACGUGGCAAAGAAACUAUUCCGGGAAGACUCGGAUCUAUAUCGGAGGGAGUACGAUCGCAUAGUUCAAUACCAUCAGCAAUCCAAAAUACGGAACGACACACGCCUCGACUUUGGUCGCGAGUACUACGAUGCCGAAGACAUUGUGCUAAUGAAGGAGAUGCUACGCCUGGGUCUGGAGCGCGUCAGUGAAGACAAGCGUUACGUGCUACCCACACUUCCCCAAGUGCAUUGCGUGCCCUUUCUGAUCGAGUGGAUUAGCUACCGCUAUGGCAAACGAUAUUCGCAGAAGGAGCGCGAGCGCAUCUUCAAGAACACCAAGUACCUGAUGCGGCAACUGACGCGUCUUCUGCAGGGCAUCCUAAUGCCACGAGCGCCCGAGGCGACGAUGACGAUGAGGAGCUUCAGUCUACAGCCACAAUUGCGGCGUUUGGCGCAGCGCAUUCAUUACAGCUACAGGGAUCUGUUCUGUCGUUCCAUCAUGGAGGUGGGACGCAUGUUCUACUUUGCCAUGCGACCCCAGCUGUGCCAUCGGAUGCCAGUGAACACCUUCUAUGCCUAUAUGCCGGCGCAUUUUAGAGACACGAAUUUUAGUGUCACAACUAUGACGAGAAAUCCCAACCUGGCCAGGUAUCGACGUUCGUUUUGAGGCAUCGCUGACACGGUGGCUGCGAUGCCG